Thermochaetoides thermophila DSM 1495 is the source of this 1869-nucleotide messenger RNA. RefSeq lists its product as uncharacterized. Gene Ontology annotation, cellular component: nucleus; tRNA (m1A) methyltransferase complex. Gene Ontology annotation, biological process: tRNA methylation. Lineage: Eukaryota; Fungi; Ascomycota; Sordariomycetes; Sordariales; Chaetomiaceae. The transcript is spliced from 2 exons. The coding region runs from base 1 to 1869 and encodes 622 amino acids. The record is from RefSeq and is a predicted model, not a curated record.
AUGACUUCUUGCAUUAAACCAAAUGCCUGGGUGGCGCUUAAGCUUCCUUCAGGUACAACCAAAGUUUUGCAGGUUACACCUAAUACCACAAUCUCCCUCGGUAAAUAUGGCUGCUUCCCAAGCAACCUUAUCAUCGGUCGUCCAUACCACGUCACAUUCGAGCUUCAGGACCGGCUACCUGGCGAGAACUUCUCCCGCCUCCGGGUUGUGCCCGCAUCGGAGCUCUACGAAGAGGUCUUUGCCGAGGAAGAGGCCACUGAAUCAUCCUCUGCACCCGCCGUCACGGGAGGCAGCAACACUACCUCUGCAUGCGACACCGUCAUCACGUCCACCGACGGCGAAGAAUUUAGCCUAGUCGACGAAAAAGGCAACGUGGUCGUACGCUCAACCCGCGAGGUCCUCGACGACCGCGCGCGGCAGACCCUCACCCAAGCCGAGAUCGAGGAGCUCAAGAAAAAGGGCAGCAAUGCGGGCAAGGAUGUCAUUGCGAAGCUAUUGCUCUCGCAUACCGCGCUGAAUGAGAAGACCAGUUUCAGUCUAGCCAAGUAUAAGUUGCUGAAGACGAAGAAGUAUAUUCGACGGUUCCAGGUGCUGCCGUUAGAUGUGGCGAAUUUUGCUACGUGGCAGUUGGAGGAGAGGGAUGCGAGUAAGAUAAUGGAUUUGAGGGCUGAGAUGUUAGGAUUGGUGGGAUGCUGGGCAAAUGUGCAUUAUGGUGGGGAGGAUGUGUACCUCGAGGACCCAAAGGCGAGGACAGAUCAGGGGGAAGAGGCUCUUGUGCCGCUGGAGAAGGACCGGCUAAGAGGGAGAUGGCUUGUUGUGGAUGAUACGGGUGGUUUGCUGGUUGCUGCUAUGGCCGAGAGGAUGGGUAUCCUCUACCCGUUGGAAGAAGAGGAGGGAGAGUCCAAGCCGGAGGCGACAACCUCUAUUCCGACCGAGCAGACUCCCACAGCAACAUCGCAACAACCCCCUAAGGACACCGACACAGAAAUGACCGACGCCCAAAUCCUUUCCUCCAAGCCCGAAAAGAAGCCCAAACAACCCAAACCCCGCCCCUCCGACUUCGCAAUCCCCUACUCCCAAUCCAACACCCUCACCGUCAUCCACUCCGCCAGCCAACCCAACCUCUCCUUCCUCACCUACUGGGGCUUCGACGCCACCUCCCCGAACCAUCCCCCUCACCCGCUCCUCAAUCACCUCCUCACCCUUACUUGGCUUCAGCUUCUCAAGCCGGAGCUUGACACCUCUUACUCUACCCCGCCCCUCACCGCGACCCAGGAAACAUUGAACUCAUGGAAGCCCAGCCGCCGGGGUAACUUCCAUCGCAAGAGGAGACGAUUUGCCCGGAUCAGGCAUAUUGUUGAUGCCACUCGCGCAGGAGGGUUCAACGGCCUUGUGUGUGCCAGCACAAUGGACCCGAUUAGUAUACUGAAGCAUACCCUCCCCUUAUUGGCAGGUGGCGCGCCGGUGGCGAUUUAUUCGCCUACAAUUGAGCCGUUGGCUGCGCUGGCGGAUUGCUUUAGUGUCCCCCGCCGCACAGCAUGGACGAGUGGGAGUGUACCGGAGGUACAGGGCUUGUCGGCAGCCGAGUUGGAACGGUGGGAGGGGAAUGAACGGUUCCCGCUGAAUCCGACGCUGUUGCAAGGUGUGUCUAUUCAGACGAGUCGGGCGAGGAGGUGGCAGGUUUUGCCUAGUCGGACUCAUCCGCUCAUGACUGAACGGGGAGGGGCUGAUGGGUAUGUAUUUACGGCUUGGAGGGCUAAGCCGGCUGAGGGAAGAGUCGAGGCGAAGGGGAGGUUUAAAAAGAGAAAGGUUGAGUGUGCCGAGGGGUCUAAGGCUGAGGUUGCGGGUACGCCUGCUUCGUCGGCGUAG